Molecule: messenger RNA, 798 nt
Organism: Penicillium crustosum
Lineage: Eukaryota; Fungi; Ascomycota; Eurotiomycetes; Eurotiales; Aspergillaceae
Exons: 2
Coding region: 1-798 (265 amino acids)
Biological process (GO): protein phosphorylation; meiotic recombination checkpoint signaling
Cellular component (GO): cytoplasm; nucleus
Molecular function (GO): protein serine/threonine kinase activity; ATP binding
Source: RefSeq, a predicted model, not a curated record
AUGGAACAUAUCAAGCUAGGAGAUCUAUCUGCUCAUUUGAAUGGUCCAAUGCCGGAAUAUGAGGCACAACAAAUCUCGAUCCAAAUUCUGCGGGGUCUAGAUCACCUUCAUGCCAACCACUUCGUCCAUCGAGAUUUAAAGCCUGCAAAUGUUUUUGUAAUGUCGGCUGGUCCUCUUUGGUGGGUCAAGAUUGGAGAUUUCGGCUUCAGUAAACGUUACGACGAAAGCCUUGAUCUAAGGUCAAAGGUGGGGACACCGCUGUUUCAAGCGCCUGAAAUCAUCGGAAUCUUUCAAGCUGAACACGGAGUAGAUUCCAAAGCCCAGCCCCAUUAUACAAGUGCAGUCGAUAUAUGGGCACUGGGUAUCAUAACUUACUACAUCCUCUCUUCAACCUAUCUGUUCCCCAGCCUCGGCAGUUUGUGGUCAUAUACUAGGCAGAAGCCCCACUGCUUCCCACCCUCGCAUACUCAAGCAAUGUUCUAUAAUUUGAGCACCAAAACCCAAGGUUUCUUAGCAUCCCUGCUGGCAGUGGAUGCGUCUUCGAGAUCAUCCGCUGCAGAGGCGCUUGGAAGUGAUUGGCUUGAAUGUGUCUCAGAUCCAACCCCCCUAGGAACUAGUCCAGAGAGCCCACUCAGCUUGAACAAAGGCCCCACCGCAGAAUCAUAUGAGAGAAGGGACUCUGAAGGGGAUCAAAUUCAAGCUUCUACCGUGUCCCAAGAAGCGUCAAAGGGGUGGAAAGAUAUGGACAUUUCCUCUGCUAGUAUCUUCCAUGCCCAUACUUUCAAAAAAUCAAUAUAG